Exophiala oligosperma is the source of this 1611-nucleotide messenger RNA. Its product is annotated as GTP-binding protein YchF. Bases 246 to 1427 code for a protein of 393 amino acids. Gene Ontology annotation, cellular component: cytoplasm. NCBI's taxonomy places the organism in Eukaryota, Fungi, Ascomycota, Eurotiomycetes, Chaetothyriales, Herpotrichiellaceae. The record is from RefSeq and is a predicted model, not a curated record. Gene Ontology annotation, molecular function: GTP binding; ATP hydrolysis activity; ATP binding. The transcript is spliced from 4 exons.
CUCAAGCAAAAAAUCCUUCAACUUGUCGCACGUUUCUCGAGCACGAUCCGCUCGAGACUGCGAUAACCUUCUAUUUAAUCACGGUGUCCCGAUCCCUCUCGGCCACACUUUUCACUUCUCCCCUCCGCUUUUCACUCGUCGCAGCCGGAUCUGCAGUUGAGCCUUGCUCGAAGCCAGCUUUUUGGCGAAUCACCGCAUUCUCACUCACACCGACCUCGCAAAAGCGCAAUUACGCUAAGAAAAAGAUGCCUCCCAAGAAGGCGGCGAAGGAAGAGAAGAUUCUUCUGGGCAGACCUGGCAACAGCUUGAAAAGUGGUAUCGUCGGCCUGGCUAAUGUUGGCAAAUCGACGCUCUUCCAAGCCAUCACAAAAUGCUCCCUGGGCAACCCUGCGAAUUUUCCUUAUGCGACCAUAGAUCCUGAAGAGGCUCGAGUUAUCGUUCCAGACGCUCGAUACGAUUGGUUGUGCCAACACUAUAAGCCCAAGUCUCAAGUACCUGCGAACUUGACAGUUUACGAUAUUGCUGGUCUGACCCGCGGUUCGUCGACGGGCGCCGGACUUGGUAAUGCCUUUCUAUCACAUAUCAGAGCCGUCGAUGCCAUCUUCCAAGUCGUGCGAUGCUUCGACGAUGCCGAGAUCAUUCACGUCGAGGGCGAUGUCAACCCUACUCGCGACCUCGAUAUCAUUUCCGAAGAGUUGAGAUUAAAAGACAUUGAGUUCGUCGAGAAGGCGAAGGAAAACCUUGCUAAACAAACACGACGAGGCGGCCAGAGUCUUGAGAUGAAGAAGCUGAAAGAAGAGGAAGCUACAGUCGACAAGAUUCUGGCAUGGUUGAAGGAUGGUAAGGAUGUCAGAAAGGGUGAAUGGGGUCCUAAAGAGGUCGAAGUCAUCAACCCUCUUUUCCUACUUACAGCCAAACCAGUCGUUUACCUGAUCAACUUAUCAGAAAAGGACUACCUGCGACAAAAGAACAAAUACCUCCCCAAGGUCAUGGAGUGGAUCAAGACCAACGCCGCCGGCGACCCCGUCCUGCCAAUCUCCGUCUCCUUCGAAGAGCGUCUUGCGACCAUGUCCGACGAAGAAGCUGCUGAGGAGUGCAAGACCCUCGGCUCGAAAUCUGCCCUGCCCAAGGUCAUCGUGACCAUGCGUCAAGCACUCAACCUGGCCAGCUUCUUCACAACCGGUACUGACGAGGUCCGACAAUGGACGAUACGGAAGGGUAUCAAAGCUCCUCAAGCCGCUGGUGUGAUUCACACGGAUUUCGAAAAGACUUUUAUUCAGUGUAUUGUCUACAACUACGACACAUUGAAGGAGUAUGGGGAUGAAAACGCCGUCAAGGCCGCUGGAAAGGUUAUGACGAAAGGAAAGGAUUAUGUUGUCGAAGACGGUGAUAUCCUCCUGAUCAAGGCCGGUGCGGCCAAAGCAUAAGAGUAUUCUUACUGCUGGAAGAUAUCACACUAAAGCAUGCCUCUAGGCGUGACUCCCUCGAAAGCUUCUUCGCAGCUCACGCAAAUACGAGGGACUCGAAUAAUGUUUCAAGGGCGCUGUAGUUGUCGGUUAUAUUCCCCGUCACACAGCAGAGUACUAUCAAUCAAACCUUGUGUCAACCAGA